AUGGAGGUGCCGAAGACACAGAAGGACAUCCAGAGCCUUACCGGACGAGUGACAGCCCUCACUUGCUUCAUCUCCAAAGCCACAGACAAGUGUGCACCGUUCUUCAAAGCCCUGAAAGGGGGCAAGCACCAUAUAGAGUGGACUGCCGAAUGCGAUAAGGCGUUUCAAGACUUGAAGGACUAUAUGGGCCGAGCACCGCUACUGUCAAAACCCCUCCCUGGAGAAACACUCUAUCUAUAUCUAUCGCGGUUGAGGCCCUAUUUCCAGGCCCACACCAUCAUCGUUCUGACCAACCAGCCCCUUCGGCAGGUGUUUCAAAAACCUGAAACAUCUGGAAGGCUGGUAAAGUGGGCAAUCAAGCUGGGAGAAUUCGACAUACAGUUCAAACCCAGGCCUGCCGAAAAGGGACAAGUCGUAGCAGACUUCAUCGCUGAACUGACACCUUCGGAGGCUUCUGAACCUGAAAAAACCCCUCCACAGGCCGGCCUACCGAACGGCAGUCGUCUCGACCAGUCAACUCCUUUCUGGAUCCUGCACGUUGACGGUUCAGCAAACCAACAAGGAUGCGGAGCAGGUCUGGUACUCACCGCUCCCGAUGGAGCCAAAAUUGAAUAUGCCAUCAGGUUUGGCUUCCGAACGUCUAACAACGAAGCCGAAUACGAGGCGCUUUUGGCCGGCCUACGUCUCGCCAGAAGCAUGGGGGCAAUUCAGAUCAGCAUCUACAGCGACUCACAACUAAUAGUGAACCAAGUAAUUGCCGAUUUCGCAGCAAAGGAUGCGUCAAUGACGGCAUACCUUACGGCAGUACACCAGCUGCUAAACAAAUUUCAGGCGUAUGAAAUUCGGCAGAUACCAAGAAACGAGAACAGUCAUGCCGACGCCCUCGCUAGACUGGCUUCGGCAAUCAACGACAAAGUGGGUCGAAAGAUCCCCGUCGAGAUACUGGCCCUUCCGAGCACCGCCACUGCCGAGGUCUGCGCUGUAGAGUACAACGAUACGUGGAUGUCGCCUAUUCACGCUUACCUAACGAACGGUACCCUCCCUACGGAUAAGACCAAGGCCAGACAGCUGCGUUACCGAUCGACAAGGUACAUUGUCAUCAACGACAUUCUGUACAAACGUGGCUACUCGACCCCCUACAUGAAAUGUAUCACCGAAGAGCAGGGCGAAUAUGUCCUUCGGGAGAUCCACAGUGGUGUCUGCGGCGAUCAUUCCGGCUCUAAAUCCCUGGCCCACAAGGCCUUCCGACAGGGAUACUAUUGGCCGUCAAUGCAUCGGGAUGCAAUAGCAAUGGUGAAGAAAUGCGAUAAAUGCCAACGGUUCGGCAAUAUUCCCCAUCUUCCUGCCGAACCCCUCACACCGAUCGUAAGCCCAUGGCCGUUCGCCCAAUGGGGGCUCGACCUGAUUGGUCCAAUGCCACAGGGCAAGGGACAGGUUAAGUAUGCAAUUGUUGCCGUGGACUACUUCACGAAAUGGGUUGAGGCUGAAGCUCUAGCCACCAUAACGGCAGCGAGGGUCGAAGAGUUUGUCUAG
Prunus avium (sweet cherry) is the source of this 1533-nucleotide messenger RNA. The record is from RefSeq and is a predicted model, not a curated record. NCBI's taxonomy places the organism in Eukaryota, Viridiplantae, Streptophyta, Magnoliopsida, Rosales, Rosaceae.